AUGUCUGUACUUCCCGCUCGUUCUGGUAAUCCAGGAGAACUUGCGCUGCAACCUAGCUUUUUCACGUCAUCCUUAUUUGUCGAGCCUCUACGCGAAGACAUCUCCUCGUUGCUCUCUGCCUUCUCUGGUGCACUGCAUGCCGACUCUCAAGGAUUUCAUCACGGAGUACCGACAGCCGUGGCUACAUCAUCCGCGGGAUCGCCUGACGCAGGGCCAGAUGGUCAACCUCCGACUUCCGCGGCUUCUCUGAAUGCUGAGCCUUUUUCUGUCUUCAAACGCAUCUGGGAGGAGCAAGGCUGGGCGAUGCUGCAUUGGAAGGCUUUUGACUCGCGUAGCAGGCAUUCUUUCGUACGCGUUGUCUGCCGCUUAUUCUUGGAGCGUACACUCGCGAAGGAAAGCCUGAUUGACCGCGUCGGGGCGUUAUUCGGCUUGUAUACUUUCUUCUGCAGUCAGCCUGAGAGCUCAUCUCCACCCAUCCAUCGAGUGAGGUACCUUGAGAUUGCGACAGACCACCUUAAGGCGCUGCUCGGAUUACCGACGCUUCUCCAGUUGAGCGACCGGGAUGGCCCACUUGCACCAUAUGUGGCCCAUAUACUCAAUGAGCUACGAAAACGGAACAUCUUUCACAUAUUACCCGUGUCAACGUUACAACCAUAUCUUCCCGCCACCCUACCACGAGAGAUCUUUGUCCCAGAAACCGAACCUAUCGGACUUGCAGAAGAGUCCGCGGCGCAGAAGCGCCCAGGUAGACCCACGAAGAAAGACGAAGCGCGCAAGGCCCGCGCCGCGGCGACUGAGCUUGGCAAAUGGAUUGAAAAGACGAAUCCGCCACCUGGUGCGGAUCCCAAUACCUCUGCGGCCAUGGCUGGUCAUCCGCAUGAUCUUCGAGCAGAAUACGUCGUUCAAAAGCAAAGCCUUGUAGCCGAGUUGCUGGGCUCCGAGGAGGGCAAGGAAGCGCUGGCGAAAGCACAGAACGGCACCUUGGGCCGCCUGCGCUUGAUCAACGAGCAGGCAGAGAAGCGAGGGAAAGAAGUAGGGGCCGAUGGACCCCGGGGCACCAUGUUGCGUCUUGAGAGAGCUAUCGGCGACGUCGGGACACCGGGGAGGGAAGGUGGGAUGCUCAGCCUUUUGGAGGGUGCCGGGAUGCCGCAAGAGGAGGAAGGCGGGGAUGUUGAGAUGACAGGAUGA
Peniophora sp. CBMAI 1063 is the source of this 1188-nucleotide messenger RNA. The record is from the annotation of a GenBank genome assembly. NCBI's taxonomy places the organism in Eukaryota, Fungi, Basidiomycota, Agaricomycetes, Russulales, Peniophoraceae.